This is a messenger RNA of Marmota flaviventris (yellow-bellied marmot), 3705 nucleotides long. It is a transcript of the gene Nsmaf, whose product is annotated as neutral sphingomyelinase activation associated factor. The record is from RefSeq and is a predicted model, not a curated record. Gene Ontology annotation, molecular function: protein binding. NCBI's taxonomy places the organism in Eukaryota, Metazoa, Chordata, Mammalia, Rodentia, Sciuridae.
GUGGCGCAACGUUUCGUGUGUAAGAACCGAGCCUCUUCUGGCCUCAGGCCCUUGGCGGACUCCUGGGGCGGCCCGAGUGUGGGACGCCUCGGGUCACCGCGCGCUCCUCCUCCGGGCCUGAGUCACUGCGCCGCCGGAGUCCCCACGCGAGGAUGCUGCGGUGAGCGCGGCCGGACGCCGCGGGGCCCCUGGGGCGCAGAGUCAGGAUCUCGGCCGCCCAGCGGCGCCGCUCGGGAAGCCAGGCCGCAGCUGCGCGCUCCAGGAAGGCCGCCCCGUCCGCCUUCCCCGCGGCUGCUCGGGACCUCCUCGGCGGGCGGCGGCGGGGCCUGCCGUGCGCUCCGCGCCCGCCCGCGCCUGCCCUCCAUGGCGUUUAUCCGGAAGAAGCAGCAGGAGCAACAGCUGCAGCUCUACUCCAAGGAGAGGUUUUCCUUGUUGCUGCUUAACUUGGAGGAAUACUACUUUGAACAGCACACAGCUAAUCAUGUUCAGUGCAAUGGUAGCCAGGAAGAAAGGAAAAUCAGAGGCUCCUUAAAAAUAUGUUCAAAAUCAGUGAUUUUUGAACCAGAUGCAAUAUCCCAACCUAUCAUUAAGAUUCCUUUGAGAGACUGUAUAAAGAUAGGAAAACAUGGAGAAAAUGGAGCCAAUCAACACUUUGCAAAGGCAAAAUCUGGUGGUAUUUCACUCAUUUUCAGUCAGGUAUAUUUUAUUAAAGAACAUAAUAUUGUUGCACCAUAUAAAAUAGAAAGGGGCAAAAUGGAAUAUGUCUUUGAAUUGGAUGUUUCAGGGAAAGUGGAAGAUGUGGUGGAGACGCUGCUUCAGCUUCACAGAGCAUCCUGCCUUGACAAACUGGGUGACCAGACUGCCAUGAUAACGGCUAUCUUGCAGUCACGUUUGGCUAGGACAUCAUUUGACAAAAACAGAUUCCAAAGUGUUUCUGAAAAGCUACACAUGGAAUGCAAAGCAGAAAUGGUGACACCUCUGGUGACGAAUCCUGGACAUGUGUGCAUCACAGACACCAACCUGUAUUUUCAGCCUCUCAACGGGUACCCGAAACCCGUGGUCCAGAUAACGCUGCAAGACGUCCGCCGCAUUUACAAAAGAAGGCAUGGCCUCAUGCCUUUGGGCCUGGAAGUAUUUUCCACAGAAGACAAUCUGUGUUCUGACAUCUACUUGAAGUUCUAUGAGUCUCAAGAUCGAGAUGACCUCUAUUUUUACAUUGCCACAUACCUAGAGCACCACGUUGCAGAGCACACUGCUGAGAGCUACAUGUUGCAGUGGCAGCGGGGGCACCUUUCCAACUACCAGUACCUCCUCCAUCUCAACAACCUGGCUGACCGCAGCUGCAAUGACCUCUCCCAGUAUCCCGUGUUUCCAUGGGUAAUAAGUGAUUAUUACAGCUCAGAAUUAGAUUUAUCAAAUCCAGCAACCUUUCGGGAUCUUAGUAAGCCAGUGGGAGCCUUGAAUAAGGAACGGCUGGAGAGACUGCUGAUUCGCUAUGAGGAAAUGCCUGAGCCGAAGUUCAUGUAUGGAAGUCACUACUCUUCCCCGGGUUAUGUGCUCUUUUAUCUUGUCAGAAUUGCACCAGAAUAUAUGCUGUGCCUACAGAAUGGAAGAUUUGAUAAUGCAGAUAGAAUGUUCAACAGUAUUGCAGAAACCUGGAAAAACUGUUUGGAUGGUGCAACAGAUUUUAAAGAGUUGAUUCCAGAAUUCUAUGGUGAUGAUGUCAGCUUUUUAGUCAAUAGUCUGAAGUUGGAUUUGGGGAAGAGACAAGGAGGACAGAUGGUUGAUGAUGUAGAACUUCCCCUGUGGGCCUCAAGUCCCGAGGACUUUCUCCAGAAGAGCAAGGAGGCACUGGAAAGCAAUUAUGUAUCAGAGCAUCUCCAUGAAUGGAUUGAUCUAAUAUUUGGCUACAAGCAAAAAGGGAGUGAUGCUGUUGGGGCCCAUAAUGUAUUUCAUCCCCUGACCUAUGAAGGAGGCGUUGACUUGAACAGCAUUGAGGAUCCUGAUGAGAAAGUAGCCAUGCUAACCCAAAUCUUGGAAUUUGGGCAGACACCAAAACAACUGUUUGUGACACCACAUCCUCGAAGGAUCACCCCCAAGUUUAAAAGUUUGUCCCAGACUUCCAGUUAUAAUGCUCCUAUAGUAGAUUCCCCAGGUGAAGAGUCUUUUGAAGAUCUGACCGAAGAAAGCAAAACACUGGCCUGGAAUAACAUCACCAAACUGCAGUUACAUGAGCAGUAUAAAAUCCACAAAGAGGCAGUCACGGGGAUAGCAGUCUCAUGCAACGGGUCUUCAGUCUUUACAACAUCACAAGAUUCCACCUUGAAGAUGUUUUCUAAAGAAUCCAAAAUGCUUCAAAGAAGUAUAUCAUUUUCAAAUAUGGCUUUAUCGUCUUGUUUACUUUUACCAGGAGAUGCCACUGUCAUAAGCUCUUCUUGGGAUAAUAAUGUCUAUUUUUAUUCCAUAGCAUUUGGAAGACGCCAGGACACAUUGAUGGGACAUGAUGAUGCUGUUAGUAAGAUCUGUUGGCAUAAUGACAGGCUAUAUUCUGCAUCGUGGGACUCAACAGUGAAGGUGUGGUCUGGUGUUCCUGCAGAGAUGCCAGGCACCAAAAAACACCAGUUUGACUUGUUGGCUGAGCUGGAACAUGAAGUCAGUGUGGAUACAAUCAGUUUAAAUGCUGCAAGCACACUGUUAGUUUCAGGCACCAAGGAAGGCACGGUGAAUAUUUGGGACCUUGCUACGGCCACCCUAUUGCACCAGAUUCCAUGCCAUUCAGGGACUGUUUGUGAUGCCGCUUUUAGCCCAGAUAGUCGCCAUGUCCUCAGCACAGGAGCAGAUGGCUGUCUGAAUGUAAUAGAUGUGCAGACAGGGAUGCUCAUCUCCUCCCUGACAUCAGACGAGCCCCAGAGGUGCUUUAUCUGGGAUGGAAAUUCCGUUUUAUCUGGAAGUCAGUCUGGCGAGCUGCUCGUUUGGGAUCUCCUUGGAGCAAAAAUCAGUGAGAGAAUACAGGGCCACACAGGUGCUGUGACUUGCAUAUGGAUGAAUGAACAGUGUAGCAGCAUCAUCACAGGAGGGGAAGACAGACAAAUUAUGUUCUGGAAAUUGCAGUAUUAAGUGCCUUUUCCUCUCUUGAACAUUAAAUUCUAUUUAAAGUAUUUUUAAACAAAACUUUUAAAAGAACUGGUGAAUGUGCAAUGGUAGUAAUUAGAAGUGUCACCACAUGGAAAAUUUGUGGUUUUAAACUUUCUAAAUCAUGGUGAUUUCGUUUUUGAAAGCCAUUAGUUGCCAUCCACUAAGGCAGAUAGAAUUAUGAGUGUUAGAGAGAAAAUAUUACAUCCCAGUGUGAUGAUGGGUAGAAGACUGGGUUGGGUGGCAGAGAGAAGCCAAGAGAUACUAAACUGGGGAAACAUCAGAAAGCACUCAACAGUUUAGAAUUCCCCACGAAAAUGUGCAGUUAUCGUCUGCUACUUCUGAGUCACUCUGUUUUGUCUUCCUGAUCUAUCAAUUGCUGACACUGGGUUUUUACGAAUGUGUUUCAUGGAGUGGUUACUUUCUAUGAUGCUGUCCCCAGCUUCUAAGAACCUGGGAAAGGAUUAGCAGUUCUUAUAGCAGUAAGUUUACUGUGUAUAGGAAUGGUUUGUAUUUCAUUAAGCUAUUAAAUGCUCAUCUUUUCUACAUUAAAAAUAUUUUUCUGUAAUGAGA